This is a messenger RNA of Salvia splendens (bonfire salvia), 1666 nucleotides long. Its product is annotated as tRNA (guanine(37)-N1)-methyltransferase 1. NCBI's taxonomy places the organism in Eukaryota, Viridiplantae, Streptophyta, Magnoliopsida, Lamiales, Lamiaceae. Bases 163 to 1362 code for a protein of 399 amino acids. The record is from RefSeq and is a predicted model, not a curated record. Gene Ontology annotation, biological process: tRNA N1-guanine methylation. Gene Ontology annotation, cellular component: cytoplasm. Gene Ontology annotation, molecular function: tRNA (guanine(37)-N1)-methyltransferase activity. The transcript is spliced from 9 exons.
GAACUCUUUGGUCAUGCCGAACUGAUACUCUUUCUUGGGCUUUGUGCUGGCUUGUUUAGUACGUACUCCAUCAGAGAGCAGCUGAGUGCGGUUCUGUAUCGGGAUAAGCUGGAGAGGGCUUUCAAUUCGAUAGGGUAUGCUAGGUUUAGGAAUCUGGCGAAGAUGUCGAGACCGAAGAAGGGGAAAUUGAGGGAUGGUGGUGAGAAGAGGGUGGUGAAGGGUGUUAGGAGGGGCGGCGCGGCGUUGGUUGAGGUUGUUGAGUUGAGUGAUGGUGAAGACUUGAGGGGUUUGCUGGGGGAGGAUGCUCCGCGGCAGCAGAAGUGGCGGGGCCAGACGAGGCUGCUGCUUUUGGAUGAGCGGCAUUCUGAUAAAAGCAUUGAGGAAUUGCCUCAGGCAAUCAAGGUUGUUUUUGAGGAGUAUGAUAGGCAGCACGCAAGAUCAGCUUUUGAACUUGUGAAAUGCAAACUGACUCUGUUUUAUGAUUAUUGGCAACUGAACGAGAUUCUGGAGGCUUUGCUUCCGAAAGGAAUGAUCAUUCCUUCAUCUUUUGAAACAGUUGGACACAUUGCGCACCUGAAUCUUAAAGAUGAGCAUCUUCAUUAUAAACACCUCAUUGCUAAGGCGGUAUUGGAUAAAAAUAAGCCAAAGAUACAAACAGUCGUAAACAAAGUCGAUUCAAUUCAAAAUGACUACAGAACAAUGCAGCUUGAAGUUUUGGCAGGAAACAAUUCUCUUGUGACGACAUUAGUGGAGAAUGGAAUCCGAUUUCAUGUUGAUUUAGCAGCAGUAUAUUGGAACUCGAGGCUUGCAACUGAAAGGCAGCGGCUGCUAAGUUGCUUCACCAAGAGCGAUGUUGUGUGUGAUGUUUUUGCUGGGGUUGGUCCCAUUGCCAUCUCUGCUGCAAAGAAGGUCAAAUAUGUGUAUGCUAAUGAUCUCAACCCUUGUGCUGUUGACUAUCUUGAGAAGAACUGUGUCCUCAAUAAACUUGAAAGGAAAAUUCAGGUAUUUAACAUGGACGGGAGGAGAUUUAUUGAAACUGUUUUUGCUUGCCAGAAAGCUCAACCCAUUACUCAAGUCGUCAUGAAUUUGCCACAGGAUGCAGCUGAAUUUCUUGAUUCCUUCAAGGGACUUUUCCAUGGACUCAACCUUGGUAAAGGCUGUACUUUGCCAAGAAUUCACGUUUACGGUUUCUCAAAAGCUCAAGAUCCCGAAUUCGAUUUUCACGAGAGAAUUAGAAUUGCACUGUCAGAGGUGGCUUUCGAUGUACAGAUGCACAGGGUCCGCCUCGUCGCCCCCGGAAAAUGGAUGCUGCGUGCCUCGUUUGUCGUGCCGGGAAGAGUGGUAUACUGCAGAAGAGGUUAGAAAUCAUGAAGAAGACUGAAUUAUUUUUGUUUUGCGAGUUUUUGUAGAGGUGAGAAAGUAGGUUGGUUGAGGACCACAUACACAUGGUACAGUGGGUUUUUAUUGGGUUUUGUUAAUUUACUGUCUGUGUCAAGGUACAAGCACAACUAACAGGAGACAGGCAGAGCAAACUUAGUUUGUUUUGCAUGAAAAAAGGGGUGUUGAAGAGAUGUACUUUUUGAGUUGAUUUACAGUACAAGCACACAUUUGAUAUUGUGAUGUGUAUACAUAUGGCCCAGAUUUAAGCCUUAAAUCUUUCUUUCAA